AUGGAAAAUAUUAAUAAAGAUGCAGAGAACGAUGCAAACAGUUUCACUGCAAUGAGGGGAAGCAUGGAAGCAGGUGACGGCUGCUGUGGCGAUAGCGGUGGUGCGACAGCGGCGGGAGAUGAGGUGGCUUUGAAAAAAGGUCCUUGGACAGCCGCAGAGGAUGCAAUUUUAGUUGAUUACGUAACGAAACACGGUGAAGGGAACUGGAACGCCGUACAAAGAAACACAAAGUUGGCUCGAUGUGGAAAGAGUUGUCGGCUAAGAUGGGCUAACCAUUUGAGACCAAAUUUGAAGAAAGGUGCUUUCUCCCCUGAAGAAGAAAAGCUCAUCAUUGAACUCCAUGCUCAAUUUGGAAACAAAUGGGCUCGAAUGGCUGCAUUGUUGCCCGGAAGAACUGACAACGAAAUAAAGAAUUAUUGGAACACAAGGGUGAAGCGGAGGCAAAGGCAAGGGCUUCCUCUGUACUCAGAUGACCCUGAUCGUCCGACUAUAUCAAGCACACCCACCACCCCUAUAACUCAUCUAGGAACAAACUUCAUCAACAAUUCUCCCACAAGCAAGUUUGAGUUUCUCCACCACCAAAGUUAUCUUCAUUCUCCAUCUCCGCAUCAUCACCACCACCUCAACCAUUCUCCUUUAACAUCACCACUUCACAGAGCUCCGUCUUAUUCCCCUUUAUCCUCUUCAUCACUUCACACACCACUCUCCACUCCCAUUUCAUCUUCACCUCUCUCCUUCACCUUCCAUAGACCUGCACCCUUGUUGUGCAACCCUCUUCGCUUUAAGCGUUACCGUUCAACUUCAACUGUGAAUCCAACCACACCAACCACGCCAACCCACUUAUCUGAUCUUGAUAAUGGGUUUAGGUUCCCAGUUCAUCUCAACUCUUCUUCUUCUUCUUCUUUCUCCCAUUUCUUUCAGAACCCAUCCUUGUUGGAUCCUGAAAGAAACAUGGUAUGUUCGACUUCUCCUUCUAAUUUCCUAAGCAAGAUAGAGCUCCCUUCAAACCAAUUUUCAUUGUCAUCGCAACCGCACCAAAUAGAGCCAUCAGAGUUUAAACUUGAUGAUGUUGAGUAUAAUAAUGACCCUAACUGUUUAAAUACAAGUAAUGGGUUGGUUGGGGAUAUUCUAUCUGAAGCUCAAACCAUGGCUUCUAGUCAUCAGAAUUUUAAAAAGCGAAGCUACUUCGGCUUGAAUGAAGGGCAAGAUGAGGCUUUUGAGGGUUGCCAAAGCUUUGAUGACUCGGUUCUUAGUUCUCUUUAUUGGUCUUCUAGUUCAGGACUAAAACCAAAGGAAGAAGCAACAAACUUAGAGAAAUCCAUGAAUGAGGACUUGUCAACAUUGCUCCCUGUAAUGCCUUCAACCUUACAAUGCCAACAGAAUUGGCAGCAUAAUAAUACAACAGAAGUCUCAAAUAAUGUCCAAUCUUCUUGUCUUAUGACAGACGACAAUUUUGGACUUGAUAUAAAGCCUGUAGCUUCAUUAUUUCCUCUCAACAAUGCAACUAACCAUGAUAAUAAUAAUAAUAACACAGGAUGUUACUCAUGGGACAAUUUAUCUGGGCUAUGUUGA
This is a messenger RNA of Arachis duranensis, 1572 nucleotides long. Its product is annotated as transcription factor MYB97-like. The record is from RefSeq and is a predicted model, not a curated record. The transcript has 3 exons. NCBI's taxonomy places the organism in Eukaryota, Viridiplantae, Streptophyta, Magnoliopsida, Fabales, Fabaceae. Bases 1 to 1572 code for a protein of 523 amino acids.